This is a messenger RNA of Prunus avium (sweet cherry), 990 nucleotides long. The record is from RefSeq and is a predicted model, not a curated record. Lineage: Eukaryota; Viridiplantae; Streptophyta; Magnoliopsida; Rosales; Rosaceae.
AUGGCUGAGGAUGGUUAUGCUUAUGAUCGUGUGCCUCCAGGCUACCACUUUUGCCCCUCGGAAGAAGAACUCCUUCUCUACUACCUUCGCCCUAAGGUAAACGGUGAGGAGGUACCUGGGGAAAACCACGUCGUUUUUGACUUCAAUCUAUACAGUGACCAACCUCGGAAGAUAUGGGAUCACUUCCAAACAACAAGACAAAACGAUUUGAAGUUGAGCAACGACCUCUACUUCUUCACUGAGCUUCAGACAAAGACCACAAAUGGCUCGCGUGUAUCCCGAACUGUUGGGGGCGGCACCUGGAAAGGCGAAGAUGGGGGCAAAAAAAUAUGUGCUCCGGGUACUGACCAUGUUAUUGGCAUAAAAAAAAGAUUUCGCUAUGAGAAUAAGGGGUCUGCAGAGCAUGGCAGGUGGCUCAUGCAUGAAUUCGAACUUGGUCAAUCCCUGAUACACAAUAGACAAGCAAAGAAAUAUGUUCUAUGUCUACUCAGGAAAAAGGAGGAACCCGAAAAGAAAAGAAAAGAACCAGAGGGGGAGGACAGCGGACAAGUAGUGUGCCUCGAGACACAAGAGAAAAGGCAACGCAUGCUACCGUGCAUUGAUAAUGUGCCAUCACCACAUCCACAACCACAACCACCAGAAAAUUAUGUAUUCAUAGUUGAACUGCCAGUGCCACAAAGCCUCCAGCCAUGGAUUGAUAACAGUCCACCAUUAGCAGCUCAAGUGCAAGAAGAAACUUUGGGACAAGAAUUGCUCACACCUUGUGUCGAUUUUGUACCGUCAUUUGCAAGCGAAGAGCUGAGUAUCUUAGAAUGGGACGAAAGUUUGUGGGAGCCAUUCCUCCUACAAAGUGUUGAUGAUGUACCAAAACCAGUAGCUGUGGGUGCCACCAUGCGAAGGGAUGAAAAUGAGGUCAUAUACACUGCUUCUACGUCAGCCUUACCGAUUGAUUGCACCGGGCAUAUUGCGACCCAAGCUGAUAAUCCAUAA